Molecule: messenger RNA, 6939 nt
Organism: Drosophila pseudoobscura
Lineage: Eukaryota; Metazoa; Arthropoda; Insecta; Diptera; Drosophilidae
Gene: G9a
Product: histone-lysine N-methyltransferase G9a
Exons: 11
Coding region: 432-5897 (1821 amino acids)
Biological process (GO): peptidyl-lysine dimethylation; negative regulation of transcription by RNA polymerase II
Cellular component (GO): chromatin; nucleus
Molecular function (GO): histone H3K9 methyltransferase activity; p53 binding; zinc ion binding
Source: RefSeq, a predicted model, not a curated record
UAAAUCCAGAUAUCGUGUGUAGACUGUGUAAAUCCACAGGAGACGCACGGACCUCUGUCGGUGGCAGUGUGUUCGUUCGUGUGUGCGUGUGUGUGUGUGUGUUUGAGUGUGAGUGCUUUUCGUUAUAAUAUUUAAAUAAUUAUUUUAAUUGUGCUUCAAUGUGGCAGACAAAUGAUCAAAAUAGUUGAAAGCGAAACGGGGAAAAGUGACCAUUGAUGGGUUAAUAGUCAGCAGCAGAAGUAGCCGCAGCAGCGGUGGCACCACUGAAUUUAAAAGUGGAGAAAAAGAAUCCACGACAAAUUACUCAAAGAAGAAGAAGAAACGUACAAGUCAAGAAAAAAUCUUCAAUAGGGAGCAUAGAAAGAGGAACGUGUUCCGCAUUUAAAGAAAGGGACAGAAGAGCAGUCUGCUCCACAAAACGCCCCUUGAAGAUGACGGACGUUGUGGAGUUGCUUAAUAGCAUGUCCAGCACGUUCAACAGCGACUGCGCCACCACUACCGCGGAGGGGGGCACGCUGCUCAACCUGGAUCUGGCCGAAGACAAGACGCUCAAGUGGCGCAAUCUGGCCAACAAUCAGUUUGCCUGCAAGGACAAGGAUAAGAAGCAGAGCCGGGCCUGCGACGAAGUGGGGUCGGAGGAGCAAGCCACGCACAAAAGUGGCCCUCAGGAGGAGCUUCUGGCCAAGCAGAAGAAAGGUGCGGAGGAGGACAAAAAGCCGAGCAAAGCGACGGCCACGUCGGCAGCGGAACUGGUUCCGACAGAGGACAUUGAGGACAACGUCAAGGAACUGCUUGCGGAUGUGGUGGACGCCGCGGCCGUGAAGCUAGAGGAAGAAGAAGCUGCUACGGCGGUUGAGGUAGAGGCGAAAGCUGCAGCAGCGGCAACACCUGAAGGCCUGCCGAAUGCAAAUGAAGCGUCAGUAGAGGAGGAUGCGCCAGCUAAAGAAGAAGAAAUAAAAGUAUCAGAGACAGCAGAAGUAGGGACGGCCGAGAUAGAAGCAGAGACAGAAGCAGCAGACAAACAGGAAGAAGAGAAGAGACCCGCCGCAGCUCCCGCCGAAGCUGCUUCGGCAGCCGAGGGUGACGACGACGAGCGCAAUGCCGAAGUGAAAUGCAUUGGUAAUGAAGCAGGCGGGGAGGAGGCGGCAACUGCAGAGCAGGAGCCGCCCGCCAAUGGCAGCGAUGACAACGCCGCAGCCACAACAGAAGCGGCAACAAGCAGCGGGGUAGCCGACAUCAGCCCAUUUACGGUAAAAGUGGAAAGGGAGCCAGGGAACAUGGCUGCGGAUGGUAUCAAGACUGAGACCGUGAGGGAGAAUGAUCAACCUCUGCCAGAGCGGAGGGCAGGAGCGGCACCAAAGCAGAAGGAGCUGGAAGAAACAGCACUUACAGCCGCAGCCACAGCAUCAUCUCCGACUCCACUUGUUGUCAAUUCUGCCAGCCUUAGCGUUGACGUUGACUGCUGCGCUGACGCAACAGAAUCGAAUUUGAUGAAUGCUGCUACUGCUGGCAGCAACAGAAGCAGCGACCAGGCAGAAGCAACAGUAGAAAUACCAGCAGCCGCAGCGAGUGCUGAUAAAAAUGAAGAAGCGUCGCCUGGCUGUACGCGGCGCUCGCGUCGUACUCCUCGACCCUCAGACAGUCACAUCCCCAGCAACAGGAGCAGCACACCCACUCCCAGUCCUGCAAGCGCUAACGAGCCACAGGCUGCUGCUGAGAUUGCACCACCCACUGAUACAGAGACGGAGCCAGAAGCUGCGCAGGAUGUCCAGGAAAGCCCAACUCUGGAGGAGAGCAGUGAGGUGGGCAAUGCGAAGAAGGAGUCAGAGAAGCCGCCGCAACCGGAGGAUGCCUCCAGCGGCGUGACCACUGCCAGAUCCCCGCCAGCACCCAAGCGGGGACGAGGUCGCGCAAAGAAGAUCAAACUCGAUGCAGAGUCGGAUGCGGCCCCAUCUAGCGAGACGCCCCCACUCAUCGAUGAGCCCGUCAUCGAGCGGAAGCCGGGCCGCAAGCGGAGGCUGCCAGAGGAGCAGCAGGAUCAAUCGCAGGGCGAGCUGGUGGUGGUGAAGACGGAGCAUGAGGAGGCAUUGGAAACGGCUGCCCCAAACGCUGAUCUCAAGCGGAUGCGGCGCAGCGUUCGCCUGGGUAACCGGCAUCCCGCGGACGGUCCCGUCUGGGAAGAGGUGAAGACAGAGGCUCUGCCUUUGAUGGCCGACCUACUACUGCCUGAGCUGGUCGGAAUUUCGGGCGCCGCUGCCGUGCUGGACGAGAAGACGCCACCCAAAAAGCGCGGACGAAAGGCCAAGAUACCGCCAGUGCCCAAGACGGAGGCGCACACUUCGUCAUCCGUAUCGGGCAGCGGCAACUCCAGCAUGUCGCUUCCCGUGAUAAAUGGAAACAAGCGCACCCUGGCCUCAACCCAUGGGGGAGGCAUGGGGAUGGCUCCUGCUGAGGUUCAGCUGCCGAAGCGCUCCAAGCGGCGGAUCAAGCCCACGCCGAAGAUUCUGGAAAAUGACGAGCUGCGCUGUGAGUUCGAGACGAAGCACAUCGAGCGCAUGACCCAUUGGGAGACAGCGGCUGAGGGUGACGCACACUUCGAAACGCCGCUGCCUUGCGGAAGCAGUGGAGGCGGCGGUGGAUCCAAUUCCUCCACGUCGCGUCAGAAGAGCGACAAGUCGGAUAAUAGCGGAGUCGAUGGGGGCCAGCAUCCGGCCGGGACGAGUGCCAUCAAAAAGCGCCUGUUCUCAAAGUCGCUGCGCGACAUUGAGAACUCGGGAGCAGCCCUGCUGGCCAAAAGCCGCAUGAAGCCCUGCCCGGAUGUCGAUCAGUUCCUAUGCGACAUCAAGGCCGCCAGGUUGACCGCGAACCGCUCUCCGGAGGAACGCAAGCUAAACAAGAAACAGCAGCGCAAGCUGGCAAAGCAGAAGGAAAAGCACCUAAAACACCUCGGCCUAAAGCGCAACAACAGCGAGGAGGCCUCCGACAACGACAGCUCUAACACCGACAACGAGUUUGUGCCCACCACCCGCGUACAGGUGGGCAAACCUAGUGUCACCUUGCGUCUCCGUAAUGCCGCCGCCAAGGAGCAACUGCCCACAACCUCAGCAGCAGCUGCAGCGGGGGCAGGGGCAAGGGCUCCUUCAUUGAAAUCGCAUCCUCCCCAGACCACAGCGAAACUGGCACGACGCUUGGCCGUUCGUGGAGGGGCUGGAACGGGACAGGCACAGGCAGUGGGAAGAUCCGCAGCCCUGGACACUGAACAGCUCCACUCACUGAACAGGUCCAUUUUGGCGGAUGUCCCCGCAUCUUUAGACGAUGCUAGUGCCGACGCCGAUGCCAUUCCCACCACCUCCAAGCUGGCACUGGCCAAGUGCCUCUGCCUGUGCCAGAAGAGCUCUCAGUACUACGCCCGCAACGCACCGGACUCCACCUACUGCUGCGCCAUCGACAACGUGGACGAGCAGAAGAUUGGAUGCUGCAACGAGCUCCCUGCCGAGGUGCACAACCUGCUCCGUCCCAGCCAGCGGGUGGGCUACAUGAUUCUCUGUGACGAGCACAAGAAGCGCCUUCAUGCCCACAAUUGCUGCGCUGGCUGCGGCAUCUUUUGCACGCAGGGAAAGUUUGUACUGUGUAAGCAGCAGCAUUUCUUUCAUCCUGACUGCGCCCAGCGCUUCAUCCUCAACAGUCCCUACGAUGACCAGCAGCAGCCGGGCGGAUCAAGGUCAGGAACAGGCAGUAAAUUCAGCAGCCCCAUGCUGGUACUUAAGUGCCCGCACUGCGGCUUGGACACACCCGAGCGCACCUCCACGGUGACCAUGAAGUGUCAGACCCUACCCGUCUUUUUGGCCACCCAAAAAUACAAGAUCAAACCGGCUAAGCUGACCACCUCUUCGCAUCUGGCCCAGUUUGCGGGAACCGGCCAGGCCAACGCCAGCGCCAAGCCAAAGGGAAGGACCUCUUCCACAGCAUCAGCCUCCACUUCCGGAACGAAGGCGAACGGAACAUCGCGCAGCGUCAAGGGGGCUGCCGUGGGGUGCCGAAUCCAAACCAUCAACACCAUCAAUUUCGAGCAGCUGAUCCCCGACUCGGUGAUGAAUGUGGUGCUGCGGGGACACGUGAUGUCGGCCAGCGGGCGUGUAACCACAGAGUUCACCUCCCGUGAUAUGUACUAUGCGGUGCAGAACGACGAUCUGGAGCGGGUUGCCGAGAUUCUAGCUGCGGACUUCAAUGUGCUGACACCGAUCCGGGAGUACUUGAAUGGUACCUGCCUGCAUCUGGUGGCCCACUCGGGUACCCUACAGAUGGCCUACCUGCUGCUCUGCAAGGGGGCCAGCUCCCAGGACUUUGUCAACAUCGUGGACAGCGAGUUGCGGACGGCGCUGAUGUGCGCGGUGAUGAACGAUAAGUGCGAUAUGCUUAAUCUGUUCCUGCAAUGCGGUGCAGAUGUGGCCAUCAAGGGUCCCGAUGGCAAGACGAGUUUACAUAUUGCCGCGAAGUUGGGUAGCGUGGAGGCCACGCAGCUGAUCGUGGAGAGCUACAAGGCCUCGCGGAACAUUACCAACUUCCUGAGCUUCAUCGAUGCGCAGGACGAGGGCGGCUGGACGGCCAUGGUAUGGGCCGCUGAGCUCGGACACACGGACAUUGUUAGCUUGCUGCUGAACCAGGGGGCGGAUCCCAACCUCUGCGACAACGACAACAACACGGUACUGCACUGGUCCACGUUGCAUAACAAUGGCUUAGACACGAUCACGGUGCUGCUGCAGGCAGGGGCCGACUGUAAUGUUCAGAAUGUAGAGGGCGAUACACCGCUCCACAUCGCCUGCCGUCAUUCGGUGACCCGAAUGUGCAUCGCUCUCAUCGCCAAUGGAGCGGAUUUGAUGGUGAAGAACAAGGCCGAGCAGUUGCCCUUUGACUGUAUACCCAACGAAGAAUCAGAGUGCGGCCGCACCGUCGGCUUCAACAUGCAGAUGCGCAGCUUUCGGCCCUUGGGUCUGCGCACCCUUGUCGUGUGUGCUGACGCUUCAAACGGGCGAGAAGCGCGCCCCAUUCAGGCGGUGCGCAACGAGCUGACGAUGUCGGAAAACGAGGAUGAAGCGGACACGCUGAUGUGGCCAGACUUCCGCUACAUUACCAACUGCAUCAUCCAGCAGAACUCGGUGCAAAUUGACCGUCGCGUCUCCCAGAUGCGCAUCUGCUCCUGCCUAGAUAGCUGCAGCAGCGAUCAGUGCCAGUGCAAUGGAGCCUCCUCACAGAACUGGUACACGGCCGAGAGCCGGCUUACGUCCGACUUCAACUACGAGGAUCCGGCGGUGAUCUUCGAGUGCAACGAUGUUUGCGGAUGCAACCAGCUCUCGUGCAAGAAUCGCGUCGUCCAGAACGGCACCAAAACGCCGCUGCAGAUCGUGGAGUGCGAGGACCCAGCCAAAGGCUGGGGCGUACGUGCCCUGGCCAACGUCCCCAAGGGUACUUUCGUGGCAUGCUACACGGGAGAGAUUCUGACCGCCCCGGAGGCAGAUCGCCGCACCGAUGACAGCUACUACUUCGACCUAGAGCACGGGCACUGUAUCGAUGCCAACUACUACGGCAAUGUGACUCGCUUCUUCAACCACUCUUGCGAUCCCAAUGUGCUGGCCGUGCGCGUUUUUUACGAGCACCAGGAUUACCGCUUUCCCAAGAUCGCCUUUUUCGCCUGCCGCGACAUCGAUGCCGGCGAAGAGAUAUGCUACGACUACGGAGAAAAGUUCUGGCGCACAGAACAUCGCUCCGCACUUGGCUGCAAGUGCUUGGCGGACUCGUGCAAAUAUGCCAACCAAUCCCCUAGCAUAAAUGCAUCGCCCACAGAGGCGACGACUGCAGAAGCAGCUGCUGCGGAGUCGGCCGAACCGGAUACGGUUUAAACCUAAAAUGAGUCCAGCUUCUCCUCGACAAGCACCCACAAAGUCAGACGGACAUCAUAUUGCAGUACAAACGGUCCACCAGCAGCAGCCACAACACGAGAUUGCCAUAUACAUAUAUAAAUAUAGAUUAGUAGUGGGCGGGAGCAAUACAAUAACAUUUUUCUGCUCGAAUCAACAGACAAGGGAAACAUGUUAUUGUAUGGGGCGCGACCACUGUUUUACACUGUACGUGUAGCGGCAGCGCAGCAGUAGCAGGAUUGAGCCGUUCCCGCGCCCGUACCGACCGCUGAUAUAGAUGCUAUAUGUAUAUAUCAUUACCAAUCACAUCAUGAUUCGAAAUCAGAACACAUCCGUUUGUAAGGCAACUUCGCCUGCUAAAUGUUUCAUGAUUUACGCAUUUUUUUUUUUUACAUGUUCAAUGAUUGUUAAUUAUUAUGUUUGUUUGAGUUUCUUGCAAGUGUUUUCAUUACUUGUAUCAUGAAUAUUAUUAUUGUAUGUUUUAUAUGUUGUAUGUUUAAACCAAUAAGUGCGGCAAACUGUCACAUUUGCAGGCCCCAUUCUAAACGCUCCAUGUAUAUAUGUAUAUAUUUCUAUCUGCGGUGUGUGCGUGGCUGUACUUGUUUAGUUUAGGGACUGGAGUGAAGAGAAGCUCAUCUAGUCAUAAGGAAGAGGGAGAGCGAGAGAGCUAGCGAGUUAGCCAAACAAUACUCAGUUGUGUUUGGGAAACGUUGCGGAAGAAAGGCCUUGGGCCUUAAGCCAUCAAAAAGUAGCAGCUUCAGUGCGUUUCAUAGCUAAUCAUAGUAUAAAUACAAGCCCCAAGACGUACAGCUGUGAACCGCAUUUUACACACGCUAGAUUCACGUGAAUGUAACAAUAAUAAUCUGAACAAAUUUAAAAAGUUAAAGCGUUAAACCAUGAGCAGACCAUUUUUUGAUAGAGAACAUAUGAAUAUUGCAUUGCAAAAAAAGUAGAAUUAUAUGUGUACCAGAUAAACUGAAUGAAUCAAAAAUGAAACAAUAUCUAUCUACCAUAUACCAUAUUA